GCUUACGAGUUUCACUGGUAGUGUGUGCAGUGCUCACAUCGUUUCAAAUAGAACGAAGUAAUUCUGACGGCUCUAAAGUUUCAUUUUUGAUUUUUUAGUGAUUAUUGUUUCUGUUUACCUUCUUUUAAUCAGAAUUUUAUGGUGAAUUUACUGAUUUUUCAUUUUCUUCGUCACCAGAAUUCAUGCGACGACAAAAUGGCGUCGCUUGACAAGAUAUUACUGCAAAAUAGUUUUUCAGAUUUUAUUAGGUUUUCUUAAAAAUAUGUCUAAAAAUAUCACCACAGGUGUUUUAUUACGUUUUUUCUCAAUGAAAUUCUUAACUUUGGUUAAUUUUAUUUGUUAAUUAUAUAAGAAACGCCGUAUUCGCUGAAUUUUCUACAAAAUGCUCUUGAAAGGAUCUAUGACUGAAUCAGGGAGUGAAUCUACUAGUGAGAAGGGUGAAAAGAGUGAUUCCAGUGGCUCGGGCUCAGGCAGUGAUAGUGACAGUGGAUCAAGUUCAUCAGGUUCAGGGUCUGGGGGAAGGUCAGGGUCAGAAAAGUCUUCUAUUGCUAACAGAUCACAUCACAGUGAUGAUAGCAAGUCUUCACCAAAACACAGUAACCCAAAUUCUCCUAAAUCUGAUCAUCACACUGACAAAGAAACUAGUGAUGAUGAUUCACCACCAAAACCCAGAUCUAGAAACAGUCAUGGCAGGGUUAAAUCAGAUCUUUGGGAAGAAAAUCCAGACAUUUAUGGCAUUCGGAGGUCUGCAAGAUCUCGUAAGGAACCUGAUCGUCUAAAAUUAGCAGAUAGUGAUUCCAGUGAACGAGGAAGAAGUAACCAUAGGAAGAAUAGAAAGAAAAGUGAUUCAUGGAACUCAAACACAUCAGAUAGUGAUAGUGAUAUGAAAGGCUCACCACCACCGCCUUCUAAAAGACCAGGCCAAAGAAGUGUACCUCUAAGAAAAAAGAAACCAGCAAGGAGAAGAAGAUUUACAAGUGAAGAGGAUGAAAGCACAGAAGCAUCUGAUGAGGACACAAAGAGCAGAACAGCUACAAGACGUACAGGUGCUGCAGUCAGCUAUAAGGAAGCUAGUGAUGAACAAACUGAUUCUUCAGAUCUCCUGGAGGUUGAAGGGGGUGAGGGUGAUCCUGAUGCUGAACCAGAACCUGAAGAUCACAGUGAAACCAUUGAAAAAGUUCUAGGAAACAGACGUGGAAAGAAAGGAGUCACUGGCAAUGUGACAACAGUGUAUUAUAUAGAAGAACAUGGAGAUCCAAAUGAAGGAUGUGAUCCUAAUGACGAAGAGUCAACAGAACCUCAAUACCUGAUCAAAUGGAAGGGAUGGUCACAUAUUCAUAAUACUUGGGAGUCUGAAACAUCACUUAAUGAACAAAAAGUAAAAGGCCUUAAGAAGUUAGAAAAUUAUAUAAAGAAAGAAGCUGAACUGUCAUGGUGGAGACAACAGGCAGGUCCAGAGGAUAUUGAUUAUUAUGAGUGUCAAUCAGAAUUGCAACAGGAAUUGAUAAAAACUUACAAUAAUGUAGAAAGGAUAAUAGCUGAACAAAGAAGAGAACUAGAAACUGGAGGAGUUGCCCAUGAAUAUUUCUGUAAGUGGGAGUCUCUAUCCUAUGCAGAGGCAACUUGGGAAGAUUCUGCAUUGAUAGAACGAAGGUGGCCAGAAAAAGUAGAAAACUUUAAAUAUAGAGAGGCUGCGAAGUCUACACCAUCAAGACAUUGUCCAGUCUUAAGAAGGCGGCCUAAGUUCCAUCAAGUUAAAGAACAGCCUGAGUACAUUGGGAAGGAUAAGACCUAUGAAUUAAGGGAUUAUCAAAUGGAUGGAUUGAAUUGGUUAAUACAUUCCUGGUGUAAAGACAACUCUGUCAUACUAGCUGAUGAAAUGGGCUUAGGUAAAACUAUACAGACAAUAUGCUUUCUGUACUACCUCUUCAAGUCUCAACAACUAUAUGGACCAUUCCUAUGUGUUGUGCCUCUUAGUACAAUGACUGCCUGGCAAAGGGAGUUUCAGCAGUGGGCGCCAGACAUUAAUGUUGUCACAUAUAUUGGAGAUGUAGACAGUAGAAAUAUAAUUAGACAGUUUGAAUGGAGUUUUGAAAGUUCUAAAAGGUUAAAAUUUAAUGCUAUAUUAACAACUUACGAAAUUUUACUCAAGGAUAGACAAUUCCUAAGAUCAUUUAGUUGGGCAUGUUUAUUAGUUGAUGAAGCCCACAGGCUAAAAAACGAUGAUUCUUUGCUAUAUAAAGCUUUGAAGGAGUUUGAUACAAAUCAUCGACUGUUAGUAACGGGUACUCCAUUGCAAAAUUCAUUGAAGGAAUUAUGGGCCUUAUUACAUUUUAUUAUGCCUUAUAAGUUUGAAACAUGGGAAGAUUUUGAAAAAGAUCAUGAAGAUGCUGCCAUCAAGGGUUAUGAAAAGUUGCAUAAACAGUUGGAACCAUUCAUAUUUCGAAGGCAGAAGAAGGAUGUCGAAAAAUCAUUGCCUGCAAAAGUAGAACAAAUAUUAAGGGUAGAAAUGACAUCAAUUCAGAAGCAAUACUAUAAAUGGAUUUUGACCAAAAACUAUACUGCGUUACGGAAAGGUGUUAAAGGGUCUAUCAAUACAUUUAUAAACAUUGUUAUUGAGUUGAAAAAGUGUUGCAAUCAUGCACUUUUGACUAAACCAGAAGAUUUUGAAACAAGAGCUUCUCUCGCAACGACAGAUGCCGUAGAGAAACUUUUACGAGGCUCAGGAAAAUUACUUCUACUUGACAAGCUUCUGUGUAGGCUCAAAGAGACUGGGCACAGAGUUCUUAUAUUCUCUCAGAUGGUGCGAAUGUUAGAUAUAUUAGCAGAAUACUUGCAGAGAAAGCAUUUUCCUUUCCAACGUUUGGAUGGUAGUAUUAAAGGUGAAAUUCGGAAACAAGCCUUAGAUCAUUUUAAUGCUGAAGGUUCUCAGGAUUUUUGCUUUCUUUUAUCAACACGAGCUGGUGGCCUUGGGAUAAAUUUAGCGACUGCAGAUACAGUCAUAAUUUUUGAUUCCGAUUGGAAUCCUCAAAAUGAUUUGCAAGCUCAAGCUAGAGCUCAUAGAAUUGGACAGAAAAAUCAGGUCAAUAUUUAUCGGUUAGUCACAGCGAGAUCGGUGGAGGAAGAUAUUGUAGAAAGAGCCAAAAGAAAGAUGGUUUUAGAUCAUCUAGUUAUCCAGAGGAUGGACACCACUGGUAGAACAGUUCUCAAUAAACGGGAUGCCUCUGGAACAACUUCAAAUAAUCCUUUUAACAAAGAGGACUUAAAUGCGAUAUUAAAGUUUGGUGCCGAGGAAUUAUUUAAGGAUGAUGACGAAAAUGAUGAGGAGCCUGUCUGUGAUAUUGAUGAAAUUUUACAACGAGCGGAGACUCGUGACGAAGGACCAACGCUAGCGGGAGAUGAAUUAUUGUCUGCUUUCAAAGUUGCCAGUUUUGCUUUUGAUGAAGAGAAAGUAGGGAUGGAUGUUAAAAAAGACAAUACAGAAGAGGAGAGCAGAGACUGGGAUGAUAUUAUACCUGAAAAUGUACGCAAUACUAUAGCAGAGCAGGAGAAAAAUAAAGAAAUGGAAGAUUUGUAUUUACCACCGAGAAGAAAAAAUUUGCAACAAAACAAUGCGGAUAAUAAAGGCGGUCGGAAGCGACGCGGACGCGGUUCUGGCGAGGGGGACGUAGACGGUGACGCUGAUGGAGACGGGGAUGCAGAAAGUGACGGCUCUGAAGGCGACGCCAGUGCGGAUGACGACCGACCCCGUAAGCGAGGCCGACCUCCCGCCUCACACAGGGAAAAGAUUAAGGGCUUCACUGACCAAGAGAUACGGCGAUUUGUCAAGAGUUACAAGAAAUUCUCUGCUCCUCUGGCACAUUUGGACAGUAUAGCCUGUGAUGCUGAACUACAAGAGAAACCAUUAGCCGAGCUUAAAAAGCUAGGAGAAAUCUUGGAGGAGCGAUGUAAAGCUGUGUUAAAUGAUGCAACGGAAACGCCUAAUGAACAAACAGAUGGUCGUAAAAAUACUAGAAAAUCAUUCAAACUGGGGGGUGUACCUGUUAAUGCUAAAACUUUGGCUGCUUGUUUGGAUGAGCUUGCACCUUUAAACGACUUCUUGCCAGAGACGAAGGAGGAGAGAUUAAAAUGGCAGUUAGACUUCAGGACUAGGCCAGCUAAUUUCGAUACUGAAUGGGGAGUUGCAGAUGACUCCAAACUGCUUGCAGGUAUUUAUCAAUAUGGUAUGGGAUCCUGGGAAGCAAUAAAAAUGGACUCUUCCUUCGAAAUAGGUGAUAAAAUCUUAACCAACGAAGAUAAAAAACCUCAAGCGAAACAUUUACAGUCACGUGCGGAAUAUUUGUUAAAACUAAUUAAGAAGUUGCUAGAUCAAAAGAAUGGGAAACAAAAACAAAGGAAACCACGAAUGAAGCGAGGGAAUAAGGAACCUGUAACUAAAGACAUUGUAGAAGAUGAUAUGAGUUCUGGUGAUGAUAAGAAAAGCAAAAGUAAAAAUGAUAAGGCUGAGAAGAGUAAAUUGAAAUUAGAGGACAUUUUAACACAUGAUGAAACAUCUAAUGAUAGAAAAGAAAAAGAUAAAAAACGCACAAAAAAAGAAGGCAAGGAUAGGACCAAGGGAGAUAAAGUGAAAGGCCGUAAAAAGCCUGCGGGGCCUAUGCAUUUUACGGCAAAUAAUGAACCUCGGGCAUUGGAAGUUUUAGGAGAUCUUCAUCCAUCAGUAUUUGAAGAGUGCAAGGAAAAAAUGAGGCCUGUCAAAAAAGCUCUCAGAGCACUUGAUAAUCCAGAUCAGACAUUAUCCGAGAAUGAACAAGUUACUAGAACACGUGCUUGUCUUUCUCAAAUAGGGAGUCAAAUCGAUAUAUGUCUUGAGGCAUAUCCAGAUCCUGAAAAGAAGGUGGAAUGGAGAAGUAAUCUUUGGUAUUUUGUGUCAAAAUUUACCAAUUUUGAUGCAAAACAGUUGUAUAAGUUGUACAAAUAUGGCCUUAAAAAAACGGUAAACCCUAAACAAAAGGAUGGAAAACACAAGGAAAAUGUAAAGACAAUUAAUAAAAACAAUCACAAUUCAAAUAAUCAUUUAAAAGCAAAUAAGAGAGAAUUAAAAAAUAAUGAUUUGAAUAAUAAAAAAGAAAAGAAAAUUAAAGUUGAAAAAGAAAAAUCGGACAAAACAAACAACAAAACACCACAUACAUCAGGUAUUAAGAGAAAAUUAGAAGAAGGAGAAUGCGAUCCAGAACCUAAUGAGAACAAACGCCAUGAAAGACAUAAACACAAGCACAAGGAUCACAAGCAUAGAGACAGAAGUUUGAAGCGGGAUGAUUUAAUAUGCAGAGAACGCAGUCGGCCGGAACGCGACCGGGAGCGAGAUCGAGACCGCGAUCGCGAGCGCGAGCGCGACAGAGAACGAGAUCGGGACCGAGAUCGGGACCGGGAUCGGGACCGGGACAGAGACCGGGACCGGGACCGGGAUCGAGACCGAGAGCGAUCGCGGACUCGCCGAGACAGUGGAGGUGUAGGACCACCACGAGUGCGUCCUCCCUACACAAUGCCGCAUCCUAAUACUCUUCAUACUGAGCAUUCGGCGCAUCCUGGUUGGACUCCUCCAGCUUAUCCUGGACCGAGGCAAUAUCGUGGAGAUCGUAAUCCACGACCUCAUGAUAAAAGAAGAUAUGGCAGCGGUGGAUUUGUCGGAAUGGCGGCGCCUUAUGGUUAUUAUGAAGGCGCAACUAUGCCAAGCGGUAUGGGUUUCCCACCGGUUCGCCCCUAUCCAGACGAGUGGCGAGGUUACCCUUCAGAUUAUUCCUAUGAAGACCGAGAAUACGAGCGUGAAGUUUACAGACGAGAUUAUGACAGACGCGCGCCGCCUACUUAGUUUGUUCUUUGAACUUUGUUUUUUUGUAAAUAAUUGUAAUUCUAUUGUAAAUAUUGGGUAGGUGAUCUCUUUCCGUGGACGCUGGUUUGACCCGAAAACUGUAAAGUGUAAGUGACAAAAUAGUGCUGUGGUUUUUAUCUAUGUGAUAAGCGAAGCGCAUCGAUUCAUAUAGAAACGUUGAUUAAUAUUAUUGUGACUGUGUUUUAUAAAUAAGACUGUAUAGCAAAUUUAUUUAUUACCGAAUCUGUCGAUUGAUUGUUAGUGUACAGAUAUUAGACACAAUACCAUUAAUUUUUAUAAUAUUUCGAUUUUGUUGCCGAUAUUCCGGUGUUAAAUAAUAUUUUUUAGUAUUUAAUCUGAUUUUCUAUUUAUUUGAUACCUUUCACAAUUUAUGUAAUUAAUUUGACAGAAAUACUGGUGAUAUAAACAUAGGUCAUAGUAAAUGUACAAAAUUUAGUAUAUUAGUAGGUUUGCAUUCAAAAUCAUGUGCAAUUUUCACUACGAAGUGUAUAUUAGCUUGAUGAGAGGGGCACAUAAAAUUUGUCAUUGCAUUUUAGCAGUGUACAGGAAAGAGUGUUUCAUUUGUGCAUUCGAUUCUCAUUCUACGUGCAUUUCCGAGCCUUGUUCGGGCUCAUACAGUCCUAUUUUUAUACAUUAUGUAAAGUCUUAGUCUCUGUUACAUGCGUUGGAAUGUAAUGAGAUUGUGGAAAGUCUUAAAUGGUAUUAUACCAUGAUAAUAAACAUAUUAAAGUUGGAAAA
Messenger RNA from Achroia grisella, 6628 nucleotides. RefSeq names its product chromodomain-helicase-DNA-binding protein 1 (gene Chd1). Gene Ontology annotation, biological process: regulation of transcription by RNA polymerase II; nucleosome organization. Gene Ontology annotation, cellular component: nucleus; chromatin. The coding region runs from base 383 to 5869 and encodes 1828 amino acids. The transcript has 24 exons. Gene Ontology annotation, molecular function: ATP hydrolysis activity; ATP-dependent chromatin remodeler activity; histone binding. The record is from RefSeq and is a predicted model, not a curated record. NCBI's taxonomy places the organism in Eukaryota, Metazoa, Arthropoda, Insecta, Lepidoptera, Pyralidae.